Messenger RNA from Solea senegalensis (Senegalese sole), 1219 nucleotides. RefSeq names its product polymerase (RNA) III (DNA directed) polypeptide G (gene polr3g). The record is from RefSeq and is a predicted model, not a curated record. Gene Ontology annotation, biological process: transcription by RNA polymerase III. The coding region runs from base 270 to 920 and encodes 216 amino acids. Lineage: Eukaryota; Metazoa; Chordata; Actinopteri; Pleuronectiformes; Soleidae. The transcript has 8 exons. Gene Ontology annotation, cellular component: RNA polymerase III complex.
UACACACACGCCGUGUACAAGCUUCCACGCCGGUGUUAGCCUAACACAGACUGUCCUGGCUGGGAAUGUAGUUCAUGUCGGGAGUUGCGAUACGAGCCGAACAGCGGAUAAAGUUCGCUAACUUAGUAUUAAUGACACGUUAUGUGGAAAAGUGGAAAAAUUGAGACUCUGUAGAGACUCAAUGUAGUUAAAUAGCCCUGGAGUGAAUGGACAUUUAGUCUCCACAUUCAGUGCAGUUUUCUAACGGUGCCCCCAGUACGUUCACAGUCAUGGCAGGAAAGGGCCGUGGAGUCGCUGCCUUUACCUUCAACAUCGAGGCUCUGGGCAUCGGCAGGGGCAGCAUGCCUGAAGCCAGGGUGGGGCCCAGUCCUCUGUUUCCAAACACAGACUUUAAACCCAUCCCUCUGAAAGCUGGUGAGGACGAGGACUACAUGUUGGCCUUGAAGCAGGAGAUGAGAGGAACCAUGCAGCGUCUGCCUCACAACAUCAAGCCUCACAAGAGUAAAUCAGAAGUGGAGAGAUACGCGGAACGUUACCUGAAGCAAAGACGGGUGACGGAUGAAGAAUGGACUCCAGACUGGAACCUUUUACCAAAAGAAUUGAUGCCUCAGAAAAAGAAACUCCGUGUUAAAACAGUAACAAAGAAGAAAACAGUGAAAAUAUCGAGCAAAGACACAAAGGAUGUGCUGAAUAAACUAGAUGAACUGGCAAAGACGGAGGACGGGAACCCGGAAAAAUCUGACGACGAGACGGAGAAGGAGAAGAAGCCACGUGGUGAGGAUGAAGAGGAAGUUGAGGCAGAGGAAUAUGAGGAAGAGGACAUUGAAGAGGACAACGACUACAUAGAAAGCUACUUUGACAACGGGGAAGACUUUGCCGCAGACAGUGACGAGAACAUGGACGGCGAAGCCACAUACUAACCAAGCAAGUGUACAGUGAAGUAAAGGUUUUGUUUUGGGUAAAUAUUGUAAAUACUAGUCAGAAUGAAAGUUUUGUUUAUUUUGUGCGCCCUUGAGAGAUCGAGCUCCUCCUGUAAUGAAUUGCGUAAAUGAGAGACGCCAAGCUGUGUGUGGACUAGCAAUAAUUUAUUCAAAAUAGAUUUAUUUUCCAGCCCGUUGUACAUUUACACAGGUCGAAAAAGGCACAUGUUGUCGACGACACAAAAUGCUUUGUCUUAAAAUAUGAACACAGUGAUCUAAUAAAAGGGCUAUAUCAAAAA